Messenger RNA from Psylliodes chrysocephalus, 306 nucleotides. NCBI's taxonomy places the organism in Eukaryota, Metazoa, Arthropoda, Insecta, Coleoptera, Chrysomelidae. The record is from the annotation of a GenBank genome assembly.
AUGGAUGUGGAGAAAUUAAUAAGCCUGGUUAACGAUAGAAAACCUUUGUGGGAUAUGACCGAUAAAACAUAUCACAUGAGGGAUAUACAAAGAAAAUUGUGGCAAGAAGUAGCUGUUGAAAUAAGUGCUAAUAGAAAAGGCAUUCCUCCAGAACAUCAUGCUAACCGAUUAAUACCAGUGGAUUCCCAAAUGGCUUUGACAGAUGAACAAUCUUCCCAAGUUUCGCACUAUUCAACUGAACGCAGAGACAUCUCCUCUCAACAGUCGUUGUCUAUUCAAAACUUGUUUGCUGAAUUCUCACAAUGA